AUUCAUGGAGUCAACUCACCAGGACACAGAAUAUCUUGUCAGAAAGACUUCGAACGCUGGUUAUCGUGCCUUCUCUCUUAUAACGCCACCAUUGUAUACUGCAUAUAUUUUGGCCAGACGCGGCCGUGGGGCAUUUUCAAUCAAUGGUGUUCUUCGUUCAACGUGGAUAGCUGGUGUCGGAGGUGCUAUCGGAGGAGCUGGUAUUGGAUAUGCGCGAUACGCUUACACUAGCCCGGAAACCGUUAGAGCGAAACGAGUUCAAACCGCUUACGAUACAAACCGUAUCAGGGCUGAAGAUCAUUCUACGAUUGGUGGUAUCCUCUUCAGCGUGAUUACACCUGCCGUUCUGUGGAAGCGAGCUAAAAUAUACAAUCUCAUUUUGGGAGGGCUCAGUCUGGGCAGCGGAGUUGGCACAUUAACACAUUAUUUCCGAGCAAUUACAGGAGAUCCCCCACCCCAAGUCCAGCUUCCGGAUGCACCAUAUUCGUCCUGA
Messenger RNA from Marasmius oreades (fairy-ring Marasmius), 493 nucleotides. RefSeq lists its product as uncharacterized. The transcript is spliced from 4 exons. NCBI's taxonomy places the organism in Eukaryota, Fungi, Basidiomycota, Agaricomycetes, Agaricales, Marasmiaceae. The record is from RefSeq and is a predicted model, not a curated record. Bases 5 to 493 code for a protein of 162 amino acids.